Molecule: messenger RNA, 2434 nt
Organism: Eurytemora carolleeae
Lineage: Eukaryota; Metazoa; Arthropoda; Copepoda; Calanoida; Temoridae
Product: proton-coupled folate transporter
Exons: 19
Coding region: 89-1603 (504 amino acids)
Biological process (GO): transmembrane transport
Cellular component (GO): membrane
Molecular function (GO): transmembrane transporter activity
Source: RefSeq, a predicted model, not a curated record
AAUAAACUCAGAGUCUAAUUUUCAAUAACAUUUUUUAAGGUAUCCUCAAUAGAUUAAAAUGAUAAACAAAGAGUAAAAAUAUUUCAAAAUGGAGGAAAUUAUUUCAAGAGAUCUGGGAGAUAUACAAUUAUCAAGAAAUGACUUUCAACUAUUUGGGAUAGAAAUGGUGGCUGUUUUAGCUGGCAGUGCUGGAGGAUUACAGAGUGUUAUUAACAUGAAUUUAUUCAUUGAUAAAAUAUGUAGAAAUAAUCUAAACUACAGUGAAAUUAUCUGCAGUGACCUGAUGAAUGUUAGAUAUGAAACAAUUCAAAACGAGGUUCAGCAUGCUGUUACCACACUAAGUAUGUAUUACACUCUUCUAGCAAGUAUACCAAUCAUCUUUUUAACCCUCAUUCUAGGACCCAUGUCAGAUAGGUUAGGAAGAAGAUUAAUUAUUUCAAUUUCUCUGUUUGGUUUCAUCCUUGGUCAGUUUUGUUACUUGAUGAACGUGGUGUUUUGGGGCGCCAGAGCUGAAUAUAUUCUUUUCUGUUCAAUAUAUUCAAUAUUCGGGGGACAAUCUAGCUUUCUUAUAGGUGUCUACUCCUAUACAGCAGAUACAAGUUCAGCUGUAAGCAGAACUACAAGAAUAUCUAUACUAGAUGCUUCAGGUGCUGCUGCAUAUAGUAUAACAAGCGUUCUAUCUGCCUACAUUUAUUCAUAUAUAGGAUAUUUUGGAAUAUAUGGGCUAACCCUAGUCCUCUACAUAGCAGAUUUUCUAUUGGUUGUAUUUCUACUGAAGCCAGCAAUCCAACCCUCAGCUGGCGCACAGACCUUACAUACAUCUGUUCAAUUCAGAGAUAUAUGUUCCAAUAUUGAACCUAUUAAAAUUAUAAGAAGUGUUUUAAGACCGAGGGUGGGAUGGCAACGACUUCAGAUACUCCUUCUCAUUCUCUCAAUGCUCAUUAUAGUUGCAGCAUCCUGUGGGGACUUUAAUUAUCUCUAUACAAGAAAGGUGCUAGAUUGGGAUGAACAGAUCUAUACAAAGGUUUCAAGUAUUGGAACUAUUCUAAACUGUGCCAGUUCCCUGAUAAUCCUACCUGUACUAAGCUACUAUUUGGAGAUACCUGAUCUUCUACUGGGCUGGGUCGCCUGCUGUUCUUUAGCUGCCGGUCAAAUAUUUAUUGGUGCAGCCAGAACUGACACUGUGUUUAUUGUUGGAGUUAUUGCUGGAGCUUUCACUUGUUUCGCCAGCAGUGUUUUUAGAUCCAAGCUUUCCAAACAAGUUCCACAGGAUGAACUGGGUGAGGUGUACAGUUUAAUGGGCUCUAUGGAGAACAUUGUCCUGCUCCUCAUCACCCCUCUCUCCACCUUUAUCUACAACUCAUCUCUAAACACCUUCCCUAGCGCAGUCUUCUACUUUAGAGCUGGUUUGGGAAUUUUGAGUUCCUUAAUAUUCAUAAUUAUGUACAGACUUGAAAAACACGACAGCACUUCUCUUUUAUCACCUGAAGACGAUAUGUCAUCUACUCAUUCCGACCCGGAAACUGAAUCAACCAAAGCUAGUCAGUCAACAGAACCCAGUAGAGAUAAUCAACCAACUGAAUCAACCCCUCUCCUUCAUUAAUACAAUGUGAUUUUUAGUCAAGUGAAAUAUUUACUCAAAAAACUGGUCUUAACGAAAAAAUGUAAAUUUUAUGUCGCAAACUGAUUUUUUAUAUCAGGCUGUUAAACAGCAUUAAUAUACAUAAACAUAGAACUCAAGAGAAGCUUUCAAUUAAAAUAGCUUCUCUUUAAUUACUUGUAAACUUGUAAUUUAAAAAAAAGUUGUCUUCAUUGUAUUGAUAUAAGCGCCGACCACUGUAUACAAUUAAACAAGUACACCACAUCUUGUAAAUCCCAGGAAUAUUAAUGUUCUUAUCUGUUACAGUGAAUUAACUGGUUUUACGAGAAAAAAUAUCUUGUAGUUCAAAGGUGGCUUAACCUAUGUAAUGUAAUGAAUUAUUUGGCCACCUGCAGAAUGUAAUAUAAUUCACAACAGGGUUUUGCACAUUUAUUUUAAUGAGGAUUAAAUCUCUUUCAAUGAAAGUAUUCAGCACUAUUUUCUCACUAGUAUUUAUACAAAAUAUUUACAAUUCACUCUCUAAAGUAUUAACUUGACAUUUCAUAUUUUAAAUAUAUUUAUGUAUUUUAAUUUUGAUCAAAAUCUUUAUGUUUUAAUUGUACAAAUACAAUGUUCUACAAUAAUACUCAAGUCUAUAUCAAUCCAGAUACGACGCUAAAUGUAAUCUUUUAGUCUGUAUCUAUCUUACGAGAUACAACUCCAGCUAUCCCUCUACUUCUCUAAUCGAGAAAUAAUAUGUGUCUAAACGUAAUGAAGCAACAAUUCAUGUUCAAAUAAUCUAUAUUUUGAGUUUUAAGGUACAUGUUAAAUCGUAAUACAUGUUAAUGAUAAAGA